Molecule: messenger RNA, 775 nt
Organism: Cucurbita maxima (winter squash)
Lineage: Eukaryota; Viridiplantae; Streptophyta; Magnoliopsida; Cucurbitales; Cucurbitaceae
Product: heavy metal-associated isoprenylated plant protein 7-like
Exons: 3
Coding region: 282-656 (124 amino acids)
Molecular function (GO): metal ion binding
Source: RefSeq, a predicted model, not a curated record
GGGAGAAGCAAAGCUAAAAAAGCCAAGAAUAACGAACAACCAACGCACCACAAUGCGGAAUCAGGUUCCAAAUAUUAAUACCAAUAAUAUUGUUGUUAUUAUUCAAUGUUUUGAUAUUCUCUCGCCAAUCAAUACCAUCGUUAAACCCAGAUUUUGAAGUCCAUCCCUUUCAAGUUUUGGGAGAAACCCAUCAGUUUUUCUCUCUGCCUCUGUGUUUAAGCAUCAUAGGGGUUUAGAUUCCUGGAGAAAGGUUCUGUUUUUUUUUUUUUGUCAGUGAUUUAAUGACUGGAAAGUUUUUCUGGAUGGUUUUGAGGAUUCACAUGGACUGUAAUGGAUGUUACAGGAAAGUAAGAAGAGCUCUUCUCAGUAUAAAAGAGUUGGAGGACCAUUUGAUAGAACAAAAGCAGUGCAGGGUAAGCGUUUGUGGAAAGUUUAGCCCUCAAGAUAUAGCAAUCAAAAUAAGGAAGAAGACCAACCGCAGAGUAGAGAUAUUGGAGAUUCAAGAGUGUGAUACCUUCACUGAAAACAAUGAUAUCCAAGGACCCUUCAUCAUCAAUGCCUGGAAAUGCCAAUCCAACUAUGACCAAGCUGAAAUUUGUUGUAAGCAUGAAGGUAACAAAGAAGAAAAGGAAGAAUUAGCUUCGUCUAUAACAUAAACUGUUCUUCAUCUUUCAUAUUAUUUUGCCAUUUUUAUGUGUCACACAUGCAAAUUACUUCAUAAAACCAUAUGCAUUUAGUUGUUUACCAGUCGAAUAACAUAUAGUUGAUCAUGUAA